UACGUGCCAGGCUGUUAGAGUGGCUCUGUGGCUCCAGCAACCACAGCAGCUUCCCUGUCUGAUGCUCACCUCACAGAUGGGCACAAAGCAGUUCCCGUUGUACCUCUGUCCCAAGGGACUUGUGUUCAGCUGCAGCCGUGGCACAGAGCCCACUGGGCAGUGCUGGAGCUGGCAGAGCACGGUGGGGAGUUUAGCACCAGCAGGACUGGGGGUCAGCACUUCCCCAAAAUGAUGAAGCCACCCUGCGCUGCGCGGCUGGCGUCCCCAAGCCCUUCAUCCUCCUGUUUGCUGUGUCUCCUCCCAGCUGUGGGCUCACAAGGGGUGGCGGCUGGUGGGAUAUAUAAACGCAGGGGAGCCUGAGCCAGCUCAGAAGAAACUCCUGAAGCUGCUGGUGUUCUCUCUCUCUCCCUUCACGUGAUUCAGUUUCCCCAGACCAGAGAAGCCGAAGACAAGUCAUACUGUGCGAGAUGGCUGCCGGCAGCCGCCGCCUCCUCCUCCUGCUCCUGCUGCCCUGGCUGGCCGCAGCCUCGCACAGCCCUCCCGGCUGCAAGAUCCGGAUUACCUCCAAGGGGCUGGACCUCGUGAAGCAGGAGGGUCUGCGCUUCGUGGAGCAGGAGCUGGAGAACAUCACAGUGUCAGACCUGCACGGGAAGGAGGGGCAGUUCCACUACAACAUCAGCCAGGUCAAGGUGAUGGACCUGCAGCUGCCAUUUUCCAACCUGCACUUCCAGCCGCAACAGAACCUCGCCUUCGACAUCAACAACGCUUCCAUCAGCCUGCGCUUCAGGCGGCAGCUGCUCUACUGGUUCUUCUACGACAUUGGAUCCAUCAAUGCUUCUGCUGAUGGUGUCCACAUCCAUACUGUGCUGCAGCUGGCCAAGGAUGAGGUUGGACGCCUCAAGAUUUCCAACAUGUCCUGCAAUGCCUCCAUUGCCAGAAUGCACGCAGGAUUCUCUGGCACACUCAGGAAGGUCUAUGAGUUCCUGAGCACCUUCAUUGUCACAGGGAUGCGCUUCCUCCUCAGCCAGCAGAUCUGCCCAUCCCUGGAGCAUGCCAGCCUGGUGCUGCUGAACUCCUUGCUGGACACAGUGCCAGUAAGGAACUACGUGGAUGAGCACAUUGGGAUUGACUACUCCCUGCUCCGUGAUCCAGCUGUCUCCCCAGAAACCCUCGACCUGGACUUCAAGGGCAUGUUCUUCUAUCGUGCGAGGGAGGACCAGGAGCUGGAGAACCACGCGGUGGAGCCGGUGAUCAAGGAGACUGAGCGCAUGGUUUACGUUGCCUUCUCUGAGUACUUCUUUGACUCAGCCAUGCACGCAUACUUCCAGGCGGGUGUGCUGGCCAUAGAGCUUGAGGGGGAGAAGGUACCCAAGGACCUGGAGGUUCUGCUGAGAGCCACCUUCUUUGGGACCAUCUUCAUGCUGAACCCUGCUGUGGUGGAUGCUCCCUUGCGGCUGGUGCUUCAGGUGUCAGCUCCCCCCCGCUGUGUGAUCAAACCCUCGGGGACCUCCGUCUCUGUCUCUGCCUUCCUCAACAUUUCGCUGGUACCUGCAGACCGCCCUGCUGUCCAGCUUUCCAGCAUGGCCAUGGAAUCAAAGCUGAGUGCCAAGGUGUACCUGCAAGGGAAAGCACUGCGCGUGCAGCUGGACCUGCGACGGUUUCGCAUCUAUUCCAAGCAGUCAGCACUGGAAUCUCUGGCGCUGUUCUCACUGCAGGCCCCGCUGAAAACUCUGCUGCAGCUGACAAUCAUGCCCAUCAUUAACGAGAGGACAAAGAAGGGUGUGCAGAUUCCUCUGCCAGAAGGCAUGGACUUCACCAGGGAGGUGGUCACCAAUCACGCGGGAUUUCUCACAGUGGGAGCUGAUCUCCACUUCUCCAAGGGGCUGCGGGAAGUGAUCGAGAAGUACCGCUCCACCCCUGCAGUCCCUGCUGAGCCCACAGUGCAGCCCACAGCAGCCAACACAGACCCCCACCAGCUGUAGCUCUGCUUACUUGCUCCUUCACCCUGGACAAAGGUCAGAUCCCGGGCUGGACCCAUAGGCUGUAGGUAGGAAGCAACAUCCCCAAUACCACUCACACAUCCUGCAGGGCAUCUGCACCCAGGUGGGCAGCAGCAAGGUGGAGACAGCUGCUCUGGGAAUCCCUGUUGCACCCCUUCUCGUACACUAAUAAACGACUGAAUGCUA
This is a messenger RNA of Tympanuchus pallidicinctus (lesser prairie-chicken), 2186 nucleotides long. RefSeq names its product phospholipid transfer protein (gene PLTP). The transcript has 16 exons. Gene Ontology annotation, biological process: high-density lipoprotein particle remodeling; ceramide transport; phospholipid transport. The record is from RefSeq and is a predicted model, not a curated record. Lineage: Eukaryota; Metazoa; Chordata; Aves; Galliformes; Phasianidae. The coding region runs from base 468 to 1982 and encodes 504 amino acids. Gene Ontology annotation, molecular function: phosphatidylethanolamine transfer activity; ceramide transfer activity; phosphatidylcholine intramembrane carrier activity.